AUGGACUAUCUGAAAGUAAGUCGCCAGGCUUCCGAGGGACGGCGCGCUGCUCGACUGUCUCGAGGCCUAAGUUGCUUUGUCGAAGGGAGUUCCAGUUUCGUCGAUGGCCACUAUCACUCUCGUGCCAGCAGCUCGGCGCCGCAGCCCAGCCCGCCAACAUCCGCUGUCAAUCUCAGAGCUAGUCCUCCCGACGUUUCGCGAGCUACCUGCACGGACGGUCGUUCUCGACGAUCCCGUAGCGCAGAUGAGCGUUCCUUCAGCUCCCUGUCCGACGGUAAAUUGGACACCGGCACGUCCUCUGAUCUAGUCACCCCCUUCUCCGACUUAGAGGCUGGGAACAGCCGCAAGAGCAUCUCGCCAGAUGAAUCGAGUUGGCUGUUUCGAAGGGCGGCCAAUCUGCUCCGCGAGAGUCUCGAGUUGAGUGGCGAUGGCGGUGUCGUCUUCUUGGAUGCUAACGGCAGUUCCUCGGAUUCCCCGUCGACGGAUAUCAAAGGCCCAGCUCCUGUCCUGGCGGUAUCAACCAACGACGAUCCGUUCGCUCCCAAAGCUGGCUCAACUGUCUCCUAUCCCGUGGCGAACAUGGAUCGGAGUUUUCUCGGCAAAUUGCUCCGGCGAUAUCCCAAGGGGAAACUCUGGUCCUUUCACCGGGACGGGUCUCUAUCUACCUCGGACGACGAUGAUUCGCAUCGUAAGGAUGUUCUCUACCACGUCACCAGGUCCGUCGAGCCCCCCAAGCUUGGUGGUGGCUGUCGGAAAUGGAAAGCAACAGAGACAGCCAUGCUCAAUCGAUAUUUUCCCAACGCAAGUCAGCUGCUUUUUGUGCCCCUGUGGAAUGCCGCCGGUUCGCAGUGGUUUGCCGGAUGCUUCUGCUGGAAUACAGUGGAAACUCAAGUCUUCAGCUCCGCGGUCGAAUUGAGCUCUGUCAUGGGCUUUGGGACCUCUAUCAUGGCCGAAUGGAGUCGCGUAAAAUCACUGAUUGCCGACCGUCAGAAAGGUGAUUUCAUCGGAUGCAUUUCGCAUGAAUUACGUAGCCCACUCCAUGGGAUACUGGCCGCUACUGAGUUGAUGGAUGGUACGAGCCUCAAUGAAUUUCAGGAUUCCCUACUGCAGACGGUCAAUGCGUGUGGCCGUACGCUGUUGGAUACGGUAAACCAGGUGUUGGAUUACAGCAAGAUAGUGUCCUUGGGUAAGAACUGGCGCCAUCUCAGGCGCAGUAGAGAGUUGCCAUCUGAAAAAGCCGACAAUAGUGGUCUGCAACUGGAUGAAUCCGUCUACACUGACGUCGCUGUCUUGACCGAGGAGGUCGUGGAAGGCGUAUGUUUAGGACAUAGGUACGGCGACCGUCCAUGCCUUUCUCUAUCCGACAACCAGCCGGUGAGCUCUCCCGCCGGAAAUAAGCGGCGCCCGAUUUGCAAUGUGAGCAGCAUUGGCGAUGAUAUAAAAAGCGACGUUGAGGUGGUGAUCGACAUUGCGUACCAUGACUGGAUUUACAAGACUCAGCCCGGUGCUUUGCGACGCAUCGUAAUGAACAUCUUUGGUAAUGCCCUCAAGUACACCGAAAAAGGCCGUGUUACUGUGAAGUUAGAAAUGGCAGAAUCGCCAAAGUCUCCUGACAGUCGCCCUUCUUCCCCACGAGAUGUGAAAGAAGAAUGGCUAACCUUGACUGUGUCGGACACCGGGAAGGGCAUCUCACCGGAGUUUCUUCGUGGUCGCCUAUAUACGCCUUUUGCACAAGAAGAUACUCUGGCCGUGGGCACCGGCCUCGGGUUAUCCAUAGUUCGAAGCAUCGUCAAAGCGCUCAACGGAACUAUCAGUAUCCAAAGCCGUCCUAAUGGGGGGACCGUUGUUAAGGUGUCAUUGCCUCUGGCUCGUCGCGGAGGCGCUGAUAGCCCGCCAACUGGUCCUCAAGGAUCAUUUGCUCGGCAAACAGAUACGUCUGCGGCCUGUCUGGUUCGGGAGCGCUUUGCAGGACGGAGUGUUGCUAUCUGGGGGGUCAACCCGGCGAAUUUGGUUGCUCAGCCCCGCUGGGGAGUGAUAGCGCAGUAUUUGAGAGUCUGGUACGGUCUUGAAUUAGUAGCGUGGUCUUCAUCAACCCCAGUUGAUAUCCUGGUGGCCGACGGGCAUGAUCUCCCUGUGAACUGGAAGGACGAUGACAGUCUUCCGGAAACUCUACCUGCCCUUCUUGUCUUGUGCAACAGAUGCGUUGAUACUACAAAGUUUCAUUUAUCACCAGUCGCAUCGUCAAUCAAUGUCCUUUGCAAUCCGUGCGGGCCAAACAAGCUGGCAAAUGGGAUCUUGAAGUGUCUAAAAGAACAGAAAGCAGAUGUUCAGCCUAUUUCUUUGUCUAGCCUGCAGUUGUGCACGCUCCCAGAGCGGCCGAAGGAUUCUGAUGUCAUAGCAGAUGAUAAAUCGGCAGCGUGCAACGUGCUGGAGCUGCUGUCGGAGAGGAACUCAGAGUCUGACCGUGACGGGUCCGCUAGUCAGACCCCUCCUUCAUCAGUUGAUGCCACAGCCAAGUCUGAAUCCACGGAAUCGUUUUUAACUGAGCCAGCGACAUCAUCUGCCUCCACCCCCUCACCUUGGAGAAGUCCUUCACCGACCUUGGAGUAUCCCAGUGCUCAGCCGCGGACACUACAGCCUCCCCGCGUACUGGUAGUGGAUGAUAAUGCGAUCAACCGCAACUUAAUGUUGACAUUCAUGAAGAGACAUGAUCACCUUGCGUUGGAUUCAGCAGAAGACGGAAAAUCAGCCGUUGAAGAAGUGGAGAGAAUGCGUCCUGGUUAUGACAUUAUUUUCAUGGAUAUAUCCAUGCCGGUCAUGGAUGGGUUUGAAGCAACACGAGCCAUUCGGUCUCUAGAGAAGGAACGCGACUGCUGCAGCCCGGCCUUCAUCAUCGCACUGACAGGCCUGAGCAGUUCGGCUGACCAGUCCGAGGCGUUAGCUUCUGGCAUCGACCUGUUUCUCACUAAACCCGUAUCUUUCAAGGAAGUAUCUCGACUUCUGAAAGAGUGGGCAGUCAAACGAGGAACCAGCCAGCGGUGA
Molecule: messenger RNA, 3042 nt
Organism: Monascus purpureus
Lineage: Eukaryota; Fungi; Ascomycota; Eurotiomycetes; Eurotiales; Aspergillaceae
Source: the annotation of a GenBank genome assembly